Petromyzon marinus (sea lamprey) is the source of this 12655-nucleotide messenger RNA. RefSeq lists its product as uncharacterized. Gene Ontology annotation, biological process: cell differentiation. The record is from RefSeq and is a predicted model, not a curated record. NCBI's taxonomy places the organism in Eukaryota, Metazoa, Chordata, Hyperoartia, Petromyzontiformes, Petromyzontidae.
GCCCGUCAAUGCAUUAAUUAACAUAGUUUAUGCUGCCACGCCCCCUCAACGGCGCUUCCCAGCUAAAGCGCCACCGCGGUGAAGCGGCCGGCCACUCCGUCAAUCCGAUCGCAUCGAAGCCAUCGCCAACGACGCCGCGGCCCCAUCUUUGUCUCUACGUGAGCGCGAGCCGCCGAAGUUACUCGCGAACGAGGAGAAGCAGCAACAGAAGCAACAGCAUCGGUGACGGAAGACACGUGUGCCUCUUGUACAGCGGAGAGAGCACGCGCCCCUCCAUCCCACGCGAGCGCGACCUGAUGUGUGUGCAGCGCGAUGUCCGAUCGUGCGGGGUCUAACGGCAAGGGGAACAAUAGUCGUCCGAAGUACGCUUCCCUGAGCCUGUACAACACUUACAAGGGGCGCUCCCUGGAAACUCAGCGCACCACCAUCGCAACGCGCCAUGGCCUGCAGAGCCUUGGUAAAGUGGCCACAACACGCCGCGUGCCGGCUCCUCCCAACUCGUCCGGCCUGAAUGCCGAGGGCGGUACGGACGGUGACGACGCCCAGGGAUGGACAGACACUGCCAGUUCGGCUGCUACGCAGCCACAGCAGCCACAGCAGCCGGAGUUGCCGCCGCAGCAGGAUUCAUCUCCAUCUGCCGAGACACCGGAUUCCGAGAGCACAGAACCAGUUGCCCCCCCCCCAAGCCAGACGACGCCUGCGAGUGCAGAGGUGAAUACGAGCGGGGCCACUGGCCCCCCAGCGAAUGCUGGUGGGAAUGGGGGCACAGUGGCCAGAACCUCCCCCCCGCCCGCCGCUACAAGCCGAUCCUGGGCCCAACCGGCAGCCAAGCCCGUCGAAGUUGGAGCACGAGUGGGCGGCCUCGCUCAACUCUCCCAGAGGGAGUUCCCGUCGCUGGGGGCGGGUGGGGAGCAGGUCCCGGCCCCUCCCUCCGACGCUACGUCUGGGCGCGCACUAAACCUCCGCCCACAGAAUGUAAGCAGCUGGCGUGAGGGUGGGGGUCCGGGCGGGCGAGAGGAAGGCCCCAGUACAGGGCUUUUGCCCAUCCCCACCAUGGGGGGCCCCAACGGGGGUCCCCUUGCUCAUGCUGCUGGAUACCGCCCGGACGGUACGCCGUUUGGGCCCAGGUUUGGGCCACCACCUGGUGGCCGGGCCUACCCUGCAGCACAGCAGCCUGAUGGCAGACGUGGAGCGCGGCCGCCCUGGCUCACAGAAGCUGACCGGCCAUCCAUCGUGAAAGCAAAUGAUCUGAAGGAGCUGGACACCCUGGAUACAGAGGCUGAUGAUGGCUGGGCUGGGGUGCAGGAUGAGGUCGACUACACGGAGAAGCUGAAAUUCAGUGACGAUGAAGAUGAGGAAAGGGGCGGGAGCACACGGUCUUGGGCUGACAGUGCGGGUCCAGGAGCUGUGUCCGAAGGGGGGGCUGCUCGUGGCUCUGAUGCCUCGUCUGGAGCUGUGUCUACGAGCUGGGGAGAUACUGCCCCCUCCCCCCCUCCGUCUGGGCCUGGCUCAGCCAACUGGGGAGAUGCUCCUGUCAGGCCGCGGCCACAACACCCGGCAUCGUGGAGUCAACAUCAGCCGCCACGGGAGCCCAUGCGUGGGGGUCAUGAGCACAGGGGAGGUCCUCCUAUCGUGGUUCCUCAGCCGCUCUUAGCAGGCCCAAGGGGGCCCCCUGCCCUCAUUGUCAAUCAACAGCGCUAUUUGGGAGGGCCCCACCAAGGUCCAGGGCACCUUCAGGGUCCUAUUCUACACCAUGGUCCAGGGCCUCAUCAGGGCCCUAUGCUCCACCUGGGUCCCCACCAAGGUCCAGCAAAUUUCCAGGGUCCCCACCAGGGUCCCGGACCCCACCAGGGCCCCGGUCCUCACCAGGGCCCCGGGCCUCACCAGUGUCCCGGUCCCCACCAAGGUCUUGGGCCUCACCAAGGUCUUGGGCCCCACCAGGGUUUUGGGCCCCACCAGGGUUUUGGGCCCCACCAGGGUCCCGGGCCCCACCAGGGUCCCGGGCCCCAACAGGGUCCCGGGCCUCACCAUGGUCCUGGGCCUCACCAGGGUCCCGGGCCCCACCAGGGUCCCGGGCCCCACCAGGGUCUCGGGCCUCACCAGGGUCCCGGGUCUCACCAGGGUCCCGGGUCUCACCAGGGUCCCGGGCCUCACCAGGGUCCCGGGCCUCACCAGGGUCCCGGGCCUCACCAGGGUCCCGGGCCCCACCAGGGUCUCGGCCCUCACCAGGGUCCCGGGUCUCACCAGGGUCUCGGGCCUCACCAGGGUCCCGGGCCUCACCAGGGUCCCGGGCCUCACCAGGGUCCCGGGCCUCACCAGGGUCCCGGGCCUCACCAGGGUCCCGGGCCUCACCAGGGUCCCGGGCCUCACCAGGGUCCCGGGCCUCACCAGGGUCCCGGGCCUCACCAGGGUCCCGGGCCUCACCAGGGUCCCGGGCCUCACCAGGGUCCCGGGCCUCACCAGGGUCCCGGGCCUCACCAGGGUCCAGGCCUCCUUAAGGGUCCUGGGCCCCAACCCAUACCUGUUCCCCCACAAGGACCUGCUAUCGGGGGCCCAGAUGAUGAGGCGUGGCGCACCCGUCGCCGUGAUCAGCAAGGUGGCCCUGUGGCUGCGGAUGGUCCUCAUGGAACAGCUCCACAUAGAGGCGGGGGCACGUGGGGCAGCAGCGCAGAGGUGUCGGCAGCGGUGGAGCGAGCGCGACAGCGCAGGGCGGCCGAGGAGAAGAGGAUGGAGGAGGAGCGUCUGGCAGCCUGCGCUCAGAAGCUGCGUCUGCUAGAAAGCAAGAUGGCCGCCAGCGUUCCGGCUGGCAGCGGCGGUGGAGCUGCGGCAACGGCAGCCGGGGCAGCUCCCGCCAUCGGCGGGGCCAGUGACAGCACUGGCGAAGACACCGUUUCUGAGGACGGGCCGAGCGCUGUGCCAGCAUCGUCGGCGGCCGCAUCGGCGCCUUCGGUCACAGCGGCGGCUUUCAGCGCGGGGGAGACGGCUUUGAGUGUGGACAUGGCCGCUACGGUGGGAGACGAAGCCACUCCGGGCACAACCACGGGCGAUGCCGUCCCAAGUGUGGGGGACGCCGGGCAUUUGGCAGGUGGGGCUGUUGCAGCGGUUGGGGGAGAAGUUUCUGCGGAAGCAGACUCGACUCCAGCAACAGCGAUCGUAUCGUCAGCAAUGAGUGGAGGUUGUGCCUCCCCACUGCUCGACACACCUGUCUUGAACUUAGGUACAGCCAAAGAUUGUGUCGCUGCGAGCACAGUCGAUACCGAUAAUUCGUCCACCCCUGACUCAGAUUCGACAGCUAACGAGAGUCACGCACCAAGCACGCGUGGGCCACCUCUACGAAUCGUCACAAGGAAUGAUGGCCUGGGCAAUGCCGGCCCGAGACCCGACAGCGGCAACGACAGCGGCGGUGGUGGCGGCAUCAUUCGGAGUGCCAGUGGUGACCAUGACCAACCCAGGGGAGUGGUGGUGGACGACCGUAGGCCCAGGGGGGGGACAGUUGGUACCGUCGGGCGGACUGUGGGUGCUGGCAGUGGCACCUCUGCACCACCAACAGCUGAUGCUGCAUCGGUUCCCUUCUCGGGCUCAGCGGUUGGAGCAAAGGCGGUGACUCGGGUCGGCCCCAUUGGGACUGCGGCCUCACCAACGGGAAGCGAUGGCGGGCCCGGUGGAGGAGUGAGCGGGCCGCUCGCACCCCCAGUAGCUGCACCGAUAGUCAGCACAGGCCAUCCUGUUGGGCCUGUGGGGACGGCGACGGCCGAGAGCGCCGCUGGGGCCAGGGGUAGCACGGAAAAGCGGCAUGCGGUGGCCGAGGGCGAGGUCAUGGUGGAAGCAAGCGCUGUGGGUGGCCGAGCAGGGCCACCUGGCGGAGAGUGGCGUGAUGGUGAAGGCCCGAGCAAGCGGCGGCGGAGGGACAGCCGUUCUCCCACCGCGGCCCCACCGCAGCACCACCCAGAGCCACGGCCGACGUUUGUCCGCCAGGAGAGCGAGGAGACGCAGCCCCGAUCAGAGAGCGCCCCGCUCCCUCAUGCACACGCGCAUACUCAUGCUGGGGCCAAGACCUACCAUAAGACGCUCCCCCCGCGCUUCCAGCGCCAACAGCAGGAGCAGCUUCUGAAGCAGCAGUGGCAGCAAUGGCAGCAGCAGGGUCCUGACCCAGGCCAGCCCAAUCAGUGGCGGGGAGGUUCUGCCAGUCCCCAAGAACAGAGCCAGCCUACUCAGUGGCGGUCAGCCGGUCUACCGGACCCAUCUAGCCAGCCUCCUCAGUGGAGAGGGGUUAUGGGCAGUGGUGUCGUUGGGCCCGAUCCGGCCUCUUCCAUGCAGUGGCGUGGUAGCGGCGGCGGCGGUGGCGGCGGUGGCGGUGGUAGCGGGAUGAUAUCCGACCCAGAAUCUCCCACAUCACGGAGGGGGGGUGGCGGACGGCACAUGCCAACGUCCCCACAGGCGUUCGAUGCAUGGAGGCCUCCUCAACCGUAUGUGGACAUGCGAUUUGCCACAGGACCUACCUCUAGGCGCGAGCGAGCUGACAGCGCCAGCUCAGAGCCGUAUGAACCCCGUCAAGGUCACGUGGUGGAGCGUGAUGUCCGUGUGGGGCAUCCCAACGUCAGCAGGCAACACUCGGACACGGAGGAGCGCCGUGGUCCACUGCUACGCAAUCCAGAUGAACCGGCACAUGGACCUCGGGACCAACAGCCUCAGCAGCAGUUGCAGCAGCUGCCAGAGCAGCCGAGAGGAGGACCUCAUGCACAGGCGCAGCGCAGCAACCAGGAGCGACGACCGAAGGAAUUCCAGGUGCCCGCGCCAGCCCAACGUUCGACGUCACUGGAAAAUGGUCAGGCACAGCCAGCGAGUGCUCUUCCAUCCCCAACGAGCGGUGCGACUGCGCGCCACCCAGCCCCGUCACCUGCUACCAGUCCCGUGUUCUUGCCCACGUCUGCUCCGCCGGUUCCUUACCAGGGGACGUCCAAGCCGCACCCGGUAUCCUCGGCGCCAGGCUCCCAACAGGCGGUGACGACGCCCAGCGGCGCCCCUCUCCCCGCCGCCGCCCCUUACACCAGCAGUGGCGAGGUGGCAGCCCCAGUCCGGGAAAGACCCCAUUCGUCUUCAUCGUCGGUGGUUUCAGCCUCGUCAUCUCAAGGUGGCAGUGUGCCUCCGCAACAGCAGCAGCAACAGCAGCAGCAACAGCAGCGGAACACGGCACCACCCAUGUCGUUCUCUGGUCGCCGCGAAGCACGCACAGAAACGCGGUGGGGGCCAAAGCCAGGCAGCGGGCGGCGCAGCAGUGCAGGCACCCAGGCCGGCACCGGUGGGAGGAAGCCGGUUUUGCGUGACAUGAAGGUGGGGGAAAGGAGCGACGAAACUGAUGAUGGUAGGGCAGCAGGUGGCAGCCGGCAGCAGCAGCAGCAGCAGUCCUCGCAUCAGCAGCAGGAACCGACGCAAAACACUAGGCAAGCAUCCCAGAGCAAAGGCGGCUCGCGCAGCCGGGGCGAGAGGGACGACGCCAAGGCCGCCGACGCUGGAACAAGCGACAAGGCCAAGGGUGACGGAUCUCAGGGCUCGGUCAAGGGGCAGGAGCCGAUUGCACCCUCGGCACCCGGGCCGCGUGGCAGCCAGCAGUCCAAGGACUCAAGCCGGCAGAGGGAUGCCUUUCCCAGUAACGACAGCCAUGGCUUUCCGCAAAACCAACGACGACGGGAUGGGACAUGGCCGCGGGGCCGGGGGUCCGGACCCCGAGCGUUCAUGGCGCCUAUUGGCACAACUGGCGGGGGCACAUCUAGCAGUGGCAGCGCGGAAGGGAAUGCCGUGCCUAGCACCGUCUCUGGCCGGGAAUACUCUGGCCGAGGUCGUGGGGGUGGUGGUGGUGGUGCUGCCAGCGCUCGUGGGGUUCGACCAACGCCUGCGUACAGAGGCGGCCGUGGUCGGCAGCGUGAGUUUCAGGCGAAAUUCCCGAAUCAGCAGCAGCAAGUGCAGCAGCAGCAGUACCAGCAGCAGCCCAAGGCUCGGGCAGCGCAGCAGGCGAGCUCACCGGCACGGAGCGAGGGCUCCGAGUACGAGGACCAGACGAUCCGACGGAGACGGCAGCGUGGCUCGGAGAGCGAACCCGAGAGCGACAACAACAACGAGGACGACGAGGACAACGACCGCGCAAGCACGGACGCCAGCGAGGGCCCGGCCCCCGUGCCCGCUGCUGCGCCUGCUGCGCCCAGUGGUGGUGCCGGCGGUAGCAGCGGAGGUGGCGGUGGUGGGGCUAGUCGGCCUGAGGGGAGGCCUCAUCCUCGCAGGGACGUGGGCUCGGGGAGGGUGGGUGAAUCCAGGGGCCACCGUGCAGCCCCAGGAGCCAGGUCUGGCCACAGAGAUCACCGGUCGGAAAACACCGACAUCAGGCGGGGUGACACGGACAAGCAACAUGACUACGAGCGAGAUGACCGGCCUCCAGCGCCUGACCGCCGACGCGACAACUUCGCUGGCUCCGGGGGAGCGGGCGGCGGCUCCGGCACGGGCGAGAGGGGCAGCGCGGCAGGGGGAGAACGCGCAGAGAGGGGAGGCGCCGUGUUCUCGGCGCGCGGGCAACCGUCUCGCCGCGGACGAGGCGCUGCGUACCUAGGGCGCGGGCGGAACGGCGCGGCCCCCCGGUCGCACGGCGGCGCGAGGGCCGGGGAGGCGGGCGAAGGGGGUGGUGGUGGCCCUGCUGAGCCUGGAGGUGCUGACAAACCCGCAGACAAGUCGCAGUGGCAGCCAAAGCCAGAACGGCGUUUCACUCGAGGAGGAGGAGGAGGAGGUGGCGGCGGCGGUGGUGGUGGGGGUGGCGGCGGCACCGGUGGUCCCCCAUCACGGCGUGGUGGCACUGAGGGCCCACCCAGGCGCCACCAGGCCCUGGGCCACCCGCAUGGCCACGCGGCGUCGUGGCAGCGGUGGCAGGAUCGACCGCCGCGGUUCACGCGUCGACGCCACUCUCCCGGGUCGGCGGCGAUGGCGGCAACCAGCGGCCGCGUGGAUCCCUCCUCCCGCGGGCCGGCUGGCACUGCCACGUCUGGGACCGCCGUGUCGCCCGAGGGGGCGGCCAUCGGUGGAGGAGGGGCGGUUGCCGGGGGGGCGACAGUUGGAGAUGACGCAGCGGGCCCUCCAGGUGGGGGAGCCCGCUCCCCCGAACCGUCCGACCUAGCUAACGAGGAGUGGGAGACGGCUUCAGAGAGCAGUGACUUCACAGAGAGAGAGCGCAAGAUCCGCACUCGAGACAUGCACCCCAGGGGUCCAGACUCCUCGAGUGGCGAUGGCAGUGGUGGUGGCGGAGGCAGUGGAGGAGUAACCGGUGGCGGUGGGGGCGGUGGAGGAGCAGGUGGGGGCGGCGGGGGCGGUCGCGGGGCCGCUCCCCCUCCCGGAGGCCCUGCCCAGGGUUCAUCUCGCCGGGCACUGGGGGGCGGCCCUCGGGGAGGAGAGCGGGAGAGGACAAAUCGACGGCUGGCGGGGGGCGGGAGGGGGGACCGGGUGAGCGCGAUGGCACACCGAGCCAAGAAGGGAGUGCCAGAGCGCAUCGCCAGCGCCGCAGGGGGUGGCGGCGGCGGUCCCCCAUCGGAGCCCCCCCCAGACCCCCAACAGGCUCAGGCCAAGAGGCAGGAGUCGGAGGCCAAGAAGGCCAAGGAGAAGGCGGACGCCAUCUCACAGUUCGACCUCAACAACUACGCCAGCGUGGUGAUCAUCGACGAUCACCCCCUGCUGAGCAUGGAGGAGGCGGAGGACCCGCAGAGCGCGGGCGCCGGCUUCACUCAGGUUCUGUCCAAGCGACAGAAGCGUCUCCAGGACAAGAAGGAGGAGCCCAUCGCUCCGCAGGUGGCGACCAAGGGCCGCCCCGAGAAGGAAAAAAAUCGCAACAGCAAUAAGCUGCCGCCUCGCCUGGCUAAAAAGCAACAGCAGCAGACGCAGCAGCAGCAGCAGGCUGCACAGCAACAGCAAGGGCAGCAGCCAGCCCAGCAGUUGGGAAUUCAGCUGCAACAACAGCAACAGCAGCAGCUCCCAGCCCCUGCACAACAGCCAAACUUGCAGCAACUCGGUCAACAGCAGCAGCAGCAGCAGCAGUCACAACCUCAACAACAACAACAGCAGCAGCAGCAGCAGGGCAAAGUGCAAGAGUUUGGAAUGAACGGAGCGAGUGAUGUUGGAGCAGCUGUGGCUGUUCCCAGCAAUGGAGCGCAGGCAGACGUUGGAAAGAGAGUUGGGCCUCUGAUCGCAGCGCCCGUGCCGCCUCCUGUGAAUGCGUGGAACAAGCCCCUGACGGCACGAGCCGGCUCCACGGAGCUGGCCCCAGGCAAGGCGGAGGGAGGCACGGAACCCGCGCGGGAGGAUGCCGUGGCGGUCUCUAGCCCCGCCAUCCAGCAGACCUCUGCCCAGCAGGUCCCUGGUCCCGCCCACCAGGCCGUCACAACCUCCGCCCUGCUCGCCCCAAGCUCCGCCCAGCAAACUCCGUCGGGCUCAGCUCACGCUCCCAGCUCUGCGUACCAAGUCGUGGGGUCCACUCACCUGGUGUCGGGCUCUGCGCCCCACCCCAGCGUAAGCUCGAGCCACAUCGCUGGGCCCGCCCAUGCGGAGGUGCCUCCGGGCGGUGUGGAGGCAGUCGGAGGAGGUGCCGCAGGAGCCGAGCCCAAGGAGCAGAGAGCGCGGUCGUCCCGGGCCCAGCGCGAGCCGGUUCGCGAGACUGCAAGCGAUCGUGCUGAUCCUACGCCAGGCCCCGUGGGGAAGGAGCGCUCGCUGAGGCAGAGGAGGGAUGACACCCCGACGGCAGCAGUAGCAGCAGCUGGUGGUGGUGGCGGCAGCACCACUGGUGCUGGCAACAACGGUGUCGCUGGGGGAGUGGUGCUGGGUGACAAGAUAAGCCCGGUCGCCGUCGGAGCGGAGACUGUGAGCGUCGCGCUGUCCGGGGUUGAAGCACCCGAGUUUGUUCCCGCCCAGGCACGGUGUUCAUCGGAGGAGCGUCGGCAGCAUGGCCACGCUGCCAUUAAGGAAACCGUGAAUGUGUACACGUCGACUGCUGUAUCGACGGAACCCCUGCCGGCCCAUGACCCCACCGUCCUGGACACAUCGCUCGUGUCUACUGUGCCCAUCCCUCGAACUGUCCCACGAAGCAGCAGUAACAGCAGCAUCAUUCCUGGGGCUCUGUCUGCAGCCGACCUCACGCUAAAGAUGGAGUCGGCGCGGAAGGCGUGGGAAAACUCCCCGCGCCUGGGCGGUGGCGGCGAGCCGGCGCCGGCGCCCCCACCGGCGGGCCCCCCCCCGCCACCCCCCACCACAGCCAGCACCGUGGCGGUCAACGUCGUGGCGGCACCGGGGCCCGGCGGGGCCGUGGGGCCCCUCGCCUCGCCCCGGGACGCCAUGGGGCCCGCUGCAUACGGCGGCUACGCAGGCACCAUGUCGAUGGCCGACGCCGGUGUCUCUUCCAUACCCGUGAGCUACCACGGGGUGGUGGUGUCAUCCUCAUCCGCGUCUUCGCUCGCAGCCAAACCCAACCUGCUCACCUCUGAGCACGCCAGCAACAUCUGCAAGGUGAAGCCACAACAGCAGCUCCAGCAGCAGCAGCAACAACAGCAACAGCAGCAGCAACAGCAACAACAGCAGCAGCAACAACAGCAACAGCAGCAGCAACAACAGCACCAACAGCAAGCUCAGCAGGCGGCCAGCCAGCUGUCCCUAAUGCCGCAGCUCACCCAGAUAUCACAGCUUUCGCAGUUGUCCCAGCUGAGCUGUGCGCCAUCCAUGAUGCACCAGCAGCAACAGCAGCUGUACCUUUCUCAGCCGGGACCAGCCCCAACCGGACAGUUCCCAACGUACUACCACGUGGACACGUCGCACCUGUUCCCGAUGCAGCAGGCACGCGUUGGGGGCGGCCCCCCAGCCAUGCAGCAGGGCCAGGCCUACCAGGGUGGGCCGGGCGGUGGGGCGGCCCCACCUGGGCCCCCUCCCGGCCCACCCCAGGCCAUGCACCACCAGCCCCAGAUGCCCUUCUCGCUGUACUCGCAGCAGUUGGGCCAGCAGCAGGCCGUGAGCCAGCCUGCACCACCGCAGGGGCCUGAAAUGUUUGGGCCGUCUCUACAGCUGUUCCGGUCCGGCCAGGCAUUCUUGCAGCCAAGCCUGACGCAGCCGUCGGCGCUGGUGCUGUCGGCCGGCAACCCCCCAAAGCCCCUGUACGGGGGAGGCUUCGCGUCGGACAUGGGCAAACAGUACAGCCAGGCGGCCCCCCAGCCUGCUCCGCCACCACCACCGCACCAGCCUCUGCCCGCCUUCAUCUAUGAGCAGACGCCAAUGAUGGACUCGACUCACCUCAUGCAGGCACGACAGGGCAUGGGCCAGCUCGGCGUGUACUCCCAGCCCCAGCAGAGUGGUUUCUACGCCACCUCACAGUCACCGGCAGCCGCCCUGCAGCACAUGGGGCUGCCCAUGCAGGGAUACGGAGGCACCCAGCAGACGCUCAUCGCCCUCCAGGGGAUGUCGCAGCCGUCGAUGGCGGCCCCGCAGGCGAGAGGCGUCCUCGCGCACUCGGCACCGCGAGCCAUCUCCAACCAGGUCCCACGCUACACGCCCAGCCAGCACAAGAUUUUCCAGGUGUCGGAUUAUGGCGUAGCCGGAGAGGUGAAACAUCACACUCCUCCGCAAACUCCGCACGGCAACACCCCGGCUACGAGCCCUUUCAGGCCGGGUUCUAUCAGUCCAGGUUUGGCCGGGAGUUCCUCGACUAAAGGUUCAGGGGUCGGCAAAACUGGAGGAGGCCCCCCACAAUCCACCCGUGUGGGCCAACCUUUCACACAGGUCUACCAGCACCAGGCGCCCCGACCCCCGCCAGUGUCAUCCCUGAGCACCUCUGCAUCGCCGUUCUCCCCGGUGACGCCCAUCCAGCGCUACACCGUGCCGGCCCCCACCCAGGCAGCCCCACCGGCCGCGGCCCCGGCUAACGUGGCCCCCACGUCCGGCACGCAGGCGGCCGGCGGCGGCGGCGUCGUUGUCGUCGUCGCCGCCGCCGCCGCCGCCCCUCCGGUGUCCCAGCGUCCCGUGAGCGCCCAGGGACAGGGUGGGGGCCGAAGCAGUGGGGGGGGAGCCCCACCCCCAUCACUGGGCUCAGCAGUGGGGGGGGGCCAACCACCCGCAGCCUCGCUGGGGGGCCCGGCGAGCGUGCGCCCCGGCGUCACGCACGGAGCCCCCUUACCCCGCGUCACCGACCAGAUCAAGGCGAGACAGAGGGCCGAGGUUCUGCAAUCCACGCAGCUCUUCUUCUCCGGACAGCAAUCGGUCGUACACCAUCCGCAGGUGCCGCAGCAACAACAACAACAGCAACAACAGCAGCAGCAGCAACCGCCACCACCCCAGCAGCAGCAACAACAACAACAGCAGCAGCACAAAACGUCCACAACAACCAAACCCGAGGUGACGGAGGCCCCACCGGAGCGCGCGGCGGUCGAAUCCGAGCCGACUCUGAUCACGACGCCGAUGCCUGCCCAGACGACGGCGGCGGCGACGACGACGACGACGCCGCUGGCCCAGACGCCGUCGCCACAGGCAGCCAUUGGGAAACCAGUGCGCACCGGGCCCAUCAAACCCCAAGCGAUCAAGUCAGACGAGGGCAAGUGAUAAAGGGUUGGGGGUGGAGGGGGGGAGUGCUGUCAUAGCGUGUUAUUGGCGUGCGAGUACGUGUGGGUUGCUUGCGUGGGGCAGCCUGCAAGGCUUGACGUGUAAGUGCGAGCGGGGGUGGGGUACAUUUGUGCGAAGGUGUGAAUGUGUGUGGUGUGUGUGUGUGUGCGCGCGCGUGCAUUAGAUCAGGCCUUGGCUACAGGCUUGGUGUAGAGUCUAUAGCUUAAUUGCUGUAGUCAUUCAUAGCUCUGAAGCUUGGGGUAAUCAAAUGCUGUUGUUACUUCAAUUGCCCUGGCCCAACCCGGUGUAUGAUGGUAGUGACGCCCUCCCCCGAUUUCGAUUUCCUUCACGCAUGCGGCAGCCCUUGCAGUGGACCCCCAGAGUGCGUUGUCCGUGACACGUGGGAAGAAAAUUAACUACAUUACCUUCUGAUAUUUACAGCUCUAUUAAAAUUCAGCGCUAUCACUAUUGCUGAACAUCUCUUAUUAGUAUUGCAAGCUUGAGGCGAAGCUGAGAACCAUAAUUGUAACAAUUGCUUGCCCAUGCAACAGCAUAGACAUCUAUUAACUGGUAUGAUUACUAGUUUAACGAAACAAUACAAUUGCUCGUGAUUUACAACAAUGUACUCGGACAGCAUGGCUUGAGAGCUUCCAAAUUGGACAUGUACCGCAUCCUUUGAUCUCUAUAAAAUUAUAUAAGAAAAUCUUAACCUGACAUCUGAAUGACAACUGAAUUAACGGUGUAAAGCUUCACAGUAGAUUCAUUUUUCAGUCUCGACGUUACAAUUGCUGUAUUGUAACAAGCCCAGCUCACUCACUGUUCGCUGACCAGUAACUUUAACAUUGGCUACUUGCAGUCCGCCCACCCCAUAAGCAAUGUACACUGGGCAUCGCAAGGGCGCUGUCUCUCGAAUGCUCAGCGACUUUGCCUAAUUUAAAAAUAAGACUGAAGCGUAUUCUUGGUUCUUUCGGUAAAGUCACGUAGAAUGGAAACAAUAAAAUCAUAAAAAUAUAAAAAAAUAACAUUCUCACGACGUUUCGACUGCAACACA